CAAGUUCCUAUAUCUCAGUAGUUAUAUAGAUACAUUCAGGAAUUGCAGAGUGAUAUCCAAAGUGAUACAUUCAGGCUUCAGUUUACAAAACAGGACAUAACUGAGGAUGUGAAGGCAUUUUAGAAAGGGGAAAAGUUAUCUUUUAUUUUAUUUUAUUUAUUUAUUUAUUUUGUCACAACAGUAUAUAUAAGCAUAAGCAUAAUCUUGCCUUUUCCCAUUAUCAAUUGUGAGAAAAAAACCGAAUGCAUUUAUUUAUCUUGUCUUUUUGGGUAACCAGUGAGACUUCCAGUAUGCAUGAUGUCAUAAUUAUUUGCAAUUGUUUUGCAGUAGCUGGCCUGCAGACUAUCUUGAUUCUAUGAAAAUAAAUUACAAAUGAGGAAAGCAAUAACAUAUACUACUACCAGUAAACAUAUGCUCUACCCCUAGUAUAUAAAGUGAUGACAUUUAUAUGGGCUAAGAAGGCUGAUGAUGACUUCACAAUCUUUUCUUCCGCAACACAAUACUCAUAGAUGUCAAUUAGGUUUCAUUUUGUAUAUCAGCUAUUGCAGCAGAAGCAGAACUGGAGAGAACUGCGAAUUCUCUUUCUUCUUCAUUGUCAACUUACCCAUAUUUAUCUCUCUUUUAUCUAGUUUAUGCAUGUGGGGCAGGGAGAUUGCACAGAAGAGUCAGGGACAAAGAAAUACUAUCAAUUUUAAUAUUAGUCUUUAUUUGGGAUAUAACAGCCGUAUAAUCUGUAUAAGGAAGAAUUCACAGGGAGUGUCAGAAUGUUGACAGUACUUGUUUGACAUAAAUUUAGAUUUAACUUUAAUUGCAUAGGUGAUUACAGUUAAAUUGCUGCACAUAAGAAAACUAGAAAAAAAUUUUCAGGUUCAGACAGUGACCAAUCUAGUUUAGAAUUUUGUUCUAGCCAGUUUAGUGGGUGGAAUUGCACUUGAGUGGUGAACAACAGUUACAUAUGUUCUUUCCUUUUUUUUCUUCUCUACACAGGACAGUUGAUAGCAAAGAAAACAGUUAAAUGUUUUGAGUGAAAAAUUAAACAUUAACUAAAUACUCUGGGAAGCGGCACCCAGAGGCCCCCUAAAUUCAGUCCUACCACACAUUUUCUACAACUGAUGGUUAUUUUUCCCACUGGGAAAUGAUGCUGGUUGGGAGAAGAAAGGACAACAAGGAACCCAUCAGUAGCUGUUCUGAAGCUGCCCUAUAUUAAAAUUUAGAAAACUGCACCACCACCUAGCUUUUUUGCUUGAGUGUAAUAAACACUCAAUAAUAAUUCAUAAUAAAAUAAAAGUAAUAAAAGGGAUGUGGUGGCUCAGUGGCUAAGAUGCUGAGUUUGUCGAUCGAAAGAUUGGCAGUUCAGCGGUUCGGAUACCUAGUGCCGUGUGACAGGAUGAGCUCCUGUUACUUUUCCCAGUUCAAAAGCACAUAAAAAAUGCAAGUAGAAAAAUAGAGGUGGGAAGGUAACAGUGUUCCUUGCGCUUUUAGCAUUUAGUCAUGCCGGCCACAUGACCACGGAGACAUCUUCGGACAGUGCUGGGUCUUCAGCUUUGAAACGGAGAUGAGCACCGCCCCCUAAAGUCAGGAACGACUAGCAUAUAUGAGCGAGGGGAACCUUUACCUAUAUCUUUAAUAAACAAGUAUAGUGAGAUCACUAUACUUUGCUGUUGACUCCAGCAAAGUGGGUGUCCAAAGGGGUGUCCUUCAUGCACUGGUGUGAUCCCACAUUGUACACUCUAUUUGAUAUACAAUCUGGAACUACAAGCUUGACUAGACCUCAGAUAAGUUUUUCUGAUACAACUGCAUACCUCUGUGCUGUUAUGUCAACAGAGAGACAUCCUUAGCAACUAGCCAUCACUUGCCCUAAUUUAUUGCCUGUGUUGCUAAUGGCUGAAGGAGGAAGAUCUUUCUGUCUCUUUCAUAGUGUCUAUCACUGGCUGGGAGAAAGUUUCUUCCUCCUUCCAUGGUAGCUAUUCUCAAGCUCCUCUCUGUUAACACCAUUAUGAACUUGAGGGUGGUGUUUGGCUGACAAGGAAUGUUUCUCCUUGAACAAGUCUCAGCCUGAACUGAAGGCCUACCACCCCAAUGCAUCAGUGCCUCUCAAUGAAGCUUUUGCCUAGAAGCAAGUUUUAUACAUGGUUGCAAGAGCUUGCAAAACCAAAGCCAACCAAAGAAGUAUGGAACUUUCAUCCCAAGUUAAUCUGGGGAAAUCAAGAAACAAUAUGGCCCCUCCCUUCAAGGAGUUUGUUGAGACAGCCCAGCUCAAGAAUCCUGACUCUAGCAAGGCCAAAGGAAACAGUUGAUAAACAGAUGAGAUCCCUCUACUUGUACAGCUGUGGACAAACGUCAGAGAUUUGGAAACGUUCUUCAACAGUGUAUUCUGCGUUGCCAUCAAAGCGAUUGCUGAAGCUAGCAGAACCCAGGCCAAUUUCUGCAACUUAUCUGAAACUAAGGCCACGAAUUUCCCCUGUGUGGCCUAUCAGCUCCUCGGCACUUUGUUGCAAAGCUUCCACCCGGAUUUUGACCCUUGCUCAAGCGAGAAGUAUCCAUCCAAACUUUAAAUUUCCAGAACAGUCUGAAAGAGAGAUUUCAAAGGCUGCAAGAAGAGCUGAGGCUACUCCAAGAUUACAGCAACUUGCCCAGCCAGUAGUUAGGAAACAAAUACAGUUCUAUGAAAAUACAAGCAUGGAGGCCCCAAUCCGCCAAAUACCCCUGACUGCUCUGCAAGCAGUCCCAAGUCCAAGGCUACUUGAACUAGCUAGACCAAAAGUAAUCCCUUGUGAGAGUGCCAUGGAUCGUUCCCCUGAGUGGCCUGUGUCAGCAGCAGCCAAGCAGGCAGUAGCGUCUCCUCGACUCACGGAACUCUCUCACUCUCCCAACAGGGCCCCAACCAACCUCGUGCAGUUUAAUCCAGAUGCCUUUAUUGUAAAGGAGUCUGCUAAGAAAGCAAUUUGUACAGAAAGAAUCAAGAAUUUAGCACAACCAAUUACUCGUUGAUCACACUGAUCACUCACAUCUAGCUCUAUGUGGCAUUUUCAAUAAAUUAAAGCAACUAUAGUGGCAUGCUUUGUCUACUUCUUGUACUGUUGUGUUUGACUUCCACAAGUGCUUAAUAACAUCUGAAAAGUAACAUCAGUUUAACUAACAACACAAUUAUUCAUGUUUAAGCAGGAGCCUGACUUUUAAAUAUUAAUAUUUGAUUUGUAUUUUCUCCUGAUCCAAUGUCAUCCCACAACUAACAAUAGAAUUUAAGUUUAGAUAAAAAUCAAUAUACAGCAAAAAGCAGAGCAAUGAUAAAAGAAAAACAGAAUUAAAAAUAAUGCUAUAGAACAGUACAUAAAUAAAAUGUUAAUAUCCUUAGAACAGAAAGAAUGAAACAGUAUAAUAAAAAGUUAAACCCAGAUAUUUAGAGCCUAUGCCAGAAAUUCCAAAAAGCUUGCCUUUGCUUUGGGCUUUUAUGGAACUAAUAUUUUCUGCUCCUCAAAAAAUAAGGGAGGGGGCCAAUUCUGGAGACAUCUAGAGAUAGUUUUCAACCAAUGCAACAACAUUCACAAUUGAAGGGAUCUGGAUAGCACUAGCUUUUGGAAGUAUCAGCAAUAUAAUUCACCACGGCGAUGGAAAAAGUGGUAAGAUUUAGUUCAGAAGUAUGGUAUACUUCUUUUUUCUUCUGUUAAAACAUGGGUCUGUUUCUCAGGGACCAUCUAGACAAGUCUCUGCAAUUUUCUUGGCAAGGUGUUUCAGAAGUGUUUUGCCAUUACCUCCUUCCUAGGGUGGACAUAAAGUGACUGGCCCAAGGUUACCAAGCUGGCUAUGUGCCUAAGGCUAGAACUAGAACUCACAGUCUCCUGGUUUCUAGCCUGAUGUUUUAACAACAACACUGAACUGGCUCUCAUUGUAUAGACCAUAAGCCAAUUAAAUAAUUGUAAAUGUGUGUAAUUCUGUUUCCCCCUUACAAAGAGAGGGCCGUUACUAACUUGUGCACUGAAGAAGCAAAACUGUCUAUUGUGUAGAACCAAAAGAUUCUAGGCAUCUCCAAAGUUCUUAAUAGUGCUCUGCCAUUUUCCACAUGAUUUUAUUGCUACUGAACUUGACAAUCCAACCUUCUCCAGUAACACAUUAUAUUUAAUAUUAUUUGCAUUCAUAGGAUUAAGAGUGCAUACCUAUAACCUCACUACAGCAGCUGCAUGAAAUGCCUGGCAUCUGUGUUACAUCCAUAUGAUGCAAUUGAAAUAAUACACAACCUUUAGAAAGUCCUUGCCUUCAUCACUCUUAAGUGCUCAUUAGGCAACUACCUCCCACUCACCCCCCAAUCUGGAAGGCACAAAGCAGGUUGGACAUUUCAUAUUCUCUCUCCCUGCAAUCUCCUGGUUUGAAAUAGUAAUUUAGCAUGCUGGUAAUGUUACCCUGUAGCCUGGAAUGUAUUAUUAUGAAGAUGCCCUCUCAUUCAUCCCUGCUGAAUUGCCUUUAGAUAUGGCAACAGCAACAGUAUAGAAAAAUAUCUUCCCUUUCCAUCUCAUCCAUUACUUUCAUACUGUUGUGGUCCGCCAGCAGCCAAUGGAGCUAGCAGCGGAGUCAGACAGUGAGAAGGCUGGGGAGGACAAUGGGCCAGUCCUGGAGUCAGGGGAAGGCCCGGAUGAGGGUUCUGCCUCGGAGGCAGAGAUGGGGCCAGGGCCAUCUGGGAGCGAUGCAUGGACUCUGGAGCCUCCAGAGGUAGACAGCAGAGAGGCAGAGGAACAGGAGGAUCCUGUUCCUAGUGCACACAUGUGAAGAGCUGCCAGAAGACAAGAGCAGCUAAAGUAAAAAGGACGACUUGGGAGUAAGGCCAGGAGAUGAUUGGCCACUCCCAUAAGGUUUAAAAGAGCAGCAAUGGCUCUUGGGUUCUUUGUAGGAAAGCAACAUUGCUACAAUUGUUUCUUGUUUCCUGUUCUGAAGUUCCUGGGGUUCUUGCCAAGAAAAGCCUUUGGCAGAAUGCCAAAGAAGACAAAGGUUUGUGAUAAGGCUGAAGGACUUUUUAUGAAGGACUUCGUUUUAGACUUAAUUUGGACUAUGAGAGAAUGAAGUAAUUCUCAGCUGUUCUAAUAAAAUAUGUUUGUUUAGGAUCGAUUGUGUCUGGUAAUAACUACUGGGCCUGGGUCACAACACAUACAUGGAAUGGAGUUUGGUUAUCUACAUUUCUCACGUUCCCCAGUGUUUGCGACACUAUUAACAAUUUCUCAAGUGCUGUGGAAAUGUAGCUAUGAUAUACUGAACUCAUAAUUACCAAGUCUGAAUAAUUUCCAGGUUUGCGCUGGUGAAUGGAAAGAAAGGAAGAUUUGCUUACACAAUAAGUAUUCUUGUAGAAGAAUAGAGAAAAGAGUUCCUGCUCACAAUAGAAUACCUUAUGCCACGAGGCUUGAAAUUUUGCGCUUGGACAACCUUGAACUAGGCUGCCUACAGUCUGACCUAAGCAUAGUACACAAAAUUGUCUGCUACAACAUCUUACCUCUCAACAACUACUUCAGUUUCAACCACAACAAUACACAGGCAAACAAUAGAUGCAAACUCAAGGUAAACAAACCGCUCCAAACUCGAUUGCAGAAAAUAUGACUUCGGCAACAGAGUGGUCAACGCCUGGAAUGCUCUACCUGGAAUGCUCUACUCCAUUGUUACUUCCUCAAACCUCCAUAGCUUUAACCUUAAACUGUCUACCAUGGACCUCACCCCAUUCCUAAGAGGUCUGUAAGGGGGCGUGCAUAAGAGCACCAGCACGCCUAAUGUCCCUGUCCUACUGUCCCCAUUUAUUUGUACUCAUGUUUAUUUGUUUAUUUUAUUUUAUUUAUUUAUUUUCAUCGAGCAUGUAUUUUAUGACAGAUACAAGUGUAAACAUAAUUAUAAACACAUGUAAAGGAUAUGAAUAAAAGAAAACAUUAGGACAGGGACGGCAGGCACACUGGUGCGCUUCAUGUCCAUGUUUAUACUUAGACCUGCUAUCUCGUACAUGUUUGACAAACUAAAUAAAAUAAAUAAAUAAAAUUCAAUUCACUAUUUUUCUGUGCUGUGUCGUGCAGGAUUGUAAACUACAUUAAUUUCCCAACCUUAUGAUCUUUAGCCAUGUUGAGAUGGACUAUAUAUGUAGCAACAAUCACGGAGCAAUUCAAGAUCACACUCCCUAUUCUCUGAGCUGGCAAGGUUGAAGCAAACAUAGUUGCCUUGCAGCUGCAGCAGUCAAAAGAGAACCUGGAAUCUAAUAUGAAUAGCACCGACGAUUGCAGUGCAGUACUCCAAGUCAAAAGACUUGAAUUAAAAAAAAAGAGUUCUGAGUCAGAACAGCUAAUACUUUCUCCAGAACAGUUGCAGAAUGUAAACUCUCAGUAUGAGGAGGAGAGAACUUUGCAACUUCAGCCACUCAAAGGCUCGAGGCUGAUACAGAAGCCAAACUAUGAAAUAAUUGUUAGGAAGUUAUAUGAAAUAAAUGAACAGCUAAUGCAAUUGGAUAGGAGAUUUCAGGUCAGCAGCAGAGAAGUAAAGGUUUUUGUCUCGGUAGGAUUGUGAGCAAUAUGAUGAAGGCAAAACCUAACCUCUGGGAAAUUUCCCAGAAAAGGAUAUAGUUGGUUCAAGAGAACGAAACCCAUGGCUGAAGAGAGAGAAAGAUAACUGUAAUGGGCUGUGAGAAUAACCUUGAGGAACAGGAGGAAGAGCUGCAGCCAAGCCAAUGGCCAGUGAAUGAGUCAUCAGAAAUGGAAUUUGGGAAAGCUUGACCCUCCCUAGUUCUCUUUAGGAUAGAGGCAGAGAGGGGUAAGGCACAUUCAGAGGUGUAAAAUUCUGUUAUUGUAACUCUAUAACAAUAACUUUAGCAUUCAUGAUGUUGGAGUUCCAAGUGUGGUCAACCUCAAAGGGCUGACAAUAACUCAGGACCUUGGGAUGAGUCAUUAACCUGGAAGAACAAAACAUGCACUAUUGAACUCCUGCCAUAAGAUCAAACAACAACACCGAAGGUUGUAUUGUUAUUUAUUUAUUAGCUUAUUUAUAAAUGGCCCAGCUCAUGAUUGUCCAAUUAAUCACUGACUCUGGGUGACAUACAAGGUUUAAAACAACAAUCCAAUUCAAUAGAAUAACAUUCCCAUCUCUCAAAAAGAUGUUCCUAAUGAAGAACAUACAGUACAUAGACCAUAAAUGUGCAAAACCAAUCCCAUAGUAGACAUACCCACACCACUCAAGUC
Messenger RNA from Ahaetulla prasina, 7193 nucleotides. RefSeq names its product sperm microtubule associated protein 2 like (gene SPMAP2L). The transcript is spliced from 8 exons. The coding region runs from base 2080 to 2991 and encodes 303 amino acids. NCBI's taxonomy places the organism in Eukaryota, Metazoa, Chordata, Lepidosauria, Squamata, Colubridae. The record is from RefSeq and is a predicted model, not a curated record.